Molecule: messenger RNA, 1197 nt
Organism: Botrytis cinerea B05.10
Lineage: Eukaryota; Fungi; Ascomycota; Leotiomycetes; Helotiales; Sclerotiniaceae
Exons: 3
Coding region: 122-1102 (326 amino acids)
Source: RefSeq, a predicted model, not a curated record
GCCGCUUUAUAGCCAUAACAACGACGCUAAGGCUUUCAUCUUCAAUUCCUCGUCGUCCCUUCUUUCCACAAACUUUCUCUCAACAAUCUUCUUCUCCAAAGCUCAUUCGUAGUGAGCAGCGAUGGCAGAAUCAGCACCCUCCGACGGAGGUUCACAGUACCAAGUACAAAUCAAAAAGUUUGCCUUUCCAGGCCAACUUCUGGAUACCCGAUUUCGUCUUUUUGGAAAGAUAGAAAUUCAUGCCCAUUCAUCUUUACUCAAAAUGCAUUCUGCCUUCUUUCGAAAAUUUAUGGAUUCUCCGGAUAAACUACCUGCAAAAACUGGAGCAGCACUUGCAUAUGAAUGGGUCGAUGAGGUCGACGAUGAUGGUUCUGGAUGGCAUGUUGUUGCUGAUAGUAACAAACAAGGUCCAAGCAAAUCGUUGCAAGGUAGAUCAGAGCCAGAAAUCGACUCAUUUGUUGCCAUGCUUAAUUGCAUUUAUCGCAUCCCAUUCAAGGUUGAUCCAGAGCAACUGGUCGAACUUACAAAGCUUGCAGACUACUAUCGCUGUUUGCCAGCAGCAUCAAACAAUUUGUAUGCUUGUUUCUAUAUGAGCCCUAACUUUGAUAUUCACAAAGCAUAUGAUCUCAUCGAGUCAGCGUACAAACUUCGUCAUCCAUUGUUGUUCAGAGACUGUGUUAUCUACAUUGCUGGUACUAUGAGACAAACACCUAAAUUCCCGCUCAAGAACAAGGACCCCAACAUUCAACAGGCCCUGAAACAGGCCCUGAUGACUGUAAGGAACAAAAUCUUCGAAAACCUUCUUAUAGCCUACGAAUCAGUGCAUUCGACGGCUUGUCAAUAUGAUGAGCCAUUGUUCAAGGCAAUGAAGGAGGCUAGCAUGAACGUACUGGAAAAAGGAAAAUUUUUCCAUCCAGAGUUCUUUAGAACACUGGUUGAUCAGGAAGAGGAAUUUCUAGACGACUUAGAAACGGUACUUUCCGGAAAUUUGCAGCUGGAUAGUUCGGCUAUGGCGGGAAUCGGUAGGUACGACGAUCAUUUUUUCUGCGCAAGUUUGAGCGACGAGGAACUACCGUGGGACACUACCGAAACCGACUGGUAGCUGUUUGAUACUCGGUUGUUGAUGAUCAAUCGAGAUUCUUGGCGUUAGCUCUACUCAAAAGUCAACUUACUUCACCAUAGACCGAAAUUUUUCCA